Messenger RNA from Impatiens glandulifera, 1030 nucleotides. RefSeq names its product 1-aminocyclopropane-1-carboxylate oxidase 5. The transcript is spliced from 2 exons. The record is from RefSeq and is a predicted model, not a curated record. Bases 1 to 888 code for a protein of 295 amino acids. NCBI's taxonomy places the organism in Eukaryota, Viridiplantae, Streptophyta, Magnoliopsida, Ericales, Balsaminaceae.
AUGUUUAUGUAUGAACAGCUGAUUAAUCAUGGGAUUUCGGAGGAGCUUCUUGAGAAGGUGAAGAGGGUUUGUUCGGAAUGUUAUAAGCUCGAAAGGGAAGAAGGUUUCGAAAACUCGGAGCCAGUGAAGUUGUUGAAAGAGCUCGUGGCGAAGAAUGAUGAUGAUAAGUUGGAAAAUUUGGAUUGGGAAGAUGUUUUUCUUCUAUCUGAUGAGACUGAAUGUACUUGUGUUACUCCUGGAUUCAAGGAAACAAUGAAAGAAUACCGUUCGGAAUUGAAGAAAUUAGCUCAUAAGGUGAUGGAAGUAAUGGAUGAGAAUUUGGGAUUGAAAAAUGGCUAUAUCAAGAAGGCUUUCAACGGUGCACAAGAACUCGAACUCGAACCAGAACUCGAGAGUGCAUUUUUUGGCACGAAAGUAAGUCACUACCCGCCCUGCCCGAAUCCAGAGAAAGUUAAUGGGCUGCGUGCCCACACGGAUGCGGGCGGUGUGAUACUUCUAUUCCAAGACGAUAAAAAUGGAGGGCUUCAAAUCCUCAAGGAAGGAGAAUGGAUCGACGUGCAACCAAUUCCAAACGCGAUAGUAAUAAACACGGGUGAUCAAAUUGAAGUAUUGAGUAACGGGCUUUAUAGAAGCGUUUGGCAUCGUGUUCUAGCUUUUGAAGAAGGGAAUAGAAGGUCAAUUGCGUCGUUUUAUAACCCGUCUUAUAAGGCCAUCAUAGCCCCCGCGCCAGAGUUGGUCGAGAAAAAGUCGACUACAACUACAACAACAACGUUGAUGGAACAAAUUGAUUAUCCUAAGUUUGCAUUUGGUGAUUACAUGUCUGUUUAUGCUGAGCAGAAGUUCCUUCCUAAAGAACCAAGGUUUCAAGCUGUCAUCAAGGCCAUAUGAUCAUUGGCAAUAUCUAUCUUCAAAUUUUAUAAUAUUAUUGCUUAUUUGUGUGGGAUAUAUAAGUAUGUAUAAUGUAUGUGAAAAUUGAAAAUGGUUACUCUCUUUGGGUUAUAUAUUAUUGUUUAGGAAGCUGCUUAAUACA